Molecule: messenger RNA, 1099 nt
Organism: Morus notabilis
Lineage: Eukaryota; Viridiplantae; Streptophyta; Magnoliopsida; Rosales; Moraceae
Product: proteasome subunit alpha type-2-A
Exons: 11
Coding region: 126-833 (235 amino acids)
Biological process (GO): ubiquitin-dependent protein catabolic process
Cellular component (GO): proteasome core complex, alpha-subunit complex; proteasome core complex
Source: RefSeq, a predicted model, not a curated record
CUUCGUCUUCUUGAACAAGAAAGCAAAAUUCCCCUUUUUCUACACUUCACUUCUCUCUCCGGAACCUCAAAUCUCUCUCUCUCUCUCUCUAAAACCUUCGAUUUAACGUUCUCUCUCCGGCAGCCAUGGGAGACAGUCAGUACUCAUUUUCUCUCACUACUUUCAGUCCUUCGGGAAAGUUGGUUCAGAUCGAGCACGCUUUGACGGCGGUCGGCUCCGGCCAAACCUCCCUCGGAAUCAAAGCUGCUAAUGGUGUUGUUAUUGCGACUGAGAAGAAACUUCCUUCAAUCUUGGUUGACGAGUCAUCUGUUCAAAAAAUCCAGAGUUUGACGCCAAAUAUUGGAGUUGUUUACAGUGGUAUGGGUCCUGAUUUUCGAGUCUUGGUCCGGAAAAGUAGAAAGCAAGCAGAGCAAUAUCAUAGGUUAUACAAGGAACCAAUCCCUGUUACUCAACUUGUCAGGGAAACUGCUGCUGUGAUGCAGGAAUUCACUCAAUCUGGUGGUGUGAGGCCUUUUGGGGUCUCUUUACUUGUUGCUGGGUUUGAUGACAAUGGUCCUCAACUCUUCCAGGUUGAUCCAUCAGGCUCAUAUUUCUCAUGGAAAGCCUCUGCAAUGGGAAAGAAUGUUUCAAAUGCAAAAACAUUCCUUGAGAAGAGGUAUACUGAUGAUAUGGAGCUCGAUGAUGCUGUGCACACAGCUAUUUUGACUCUGAAGGAAGGAUUCGAAGGUCAGAUCUCAGGCAAAAACAUCGAGAUUGGCAUAAUUGGCACAGACAAAAAAUUCAGAGUGCUUACUCCAGCCGAAAUUGAUGAUUAUUUAGCUGAAGUAGAGUAGUUUGAGUUGCAGCAAUCAUUAUUGUGUUUGCUGGACUUUGCAACUCUUCUCUUUCUUUUGGUGUUCAGGUGCACUAAUUCAGAAAAGAAUUGAACCAGAUUACUUUGAUUCAUAGAGUGAGAGAGAGAGAGAGAGGUUUUAAGUUAAAUUUGUACUCUGGUGCUAAGAACUGUACUUUUUAAAAGUUGUGCUUAUUUUACCGGAACUGUUACAACAAUUUUUAGGCCCCAAGGAAAAAGGAGUUUAGCCCCUUUUUUUUUUUUCAA